AUGAAACGUGGUCGUGAGGAGGAGAAAUCGCCUAGAAACGUUCAGGUUUCGACCACCAUAAAUUUUGUCCACGGCUUCUUGUUGUUUUGCGUCUCGGUUUUUGCUGAUACGGAUCCAGAUACGAACCGUUCUCCGGUAUCAACACCGCACUUCCCUCGGUACGCAAAACCUUGCGAAGAUGCAGUAAGCAAGCAGAUUGCGUAUGAACUUCAAGCCUUUCGCUUGUACAGGAGAAUUGCCUACUAUUUUGACCGUAGCGAUGUUGCUCUUCCUGGUUUCCACAAGUUCUUCAAAAGGGCGUCAGAUGAAGAGCUCGGACAUGCUGACAAACUGAUGGACUACCAGAACAAACGAGGAAGCAAGCUGCCCUACGAGAACACAUGUAGCAUCAUCAGUGCGAAACCAUCUCAGCAAUGGAACACGGUCACCGAGGCCAUGGAAUUAGCUCUGGAGGAAAAGAAGAAGAUCAACAAGGUUCUCCUAGAUCUUGUUCGGAAGGCUGAAGACAACAGCGACCCCCACCUAGCUGAUUUCAUUGUAUCUCAAUACCUCACCGAGCACGUAGACAGUAUAAAACAGAUGGCAGACUAUGUGACGAUACUGAAACGUGUCGGAAGUGGUCUCGGUGAGUAUAUGGUCGACAGACAACUGGAGAAUGAUACCAAGUGACCGUCUGAAAGACAAACUGUACGAGGAUUUUUCUGUCUUUACUAGUGUUGACUACCUAGUAGAGAUUGUAGUGUAAAGACGCGCAAUUUA
Molecule: messenger RNA, 759 nt
Organism: Corticium candelabrum
Lineage: Eukaryota; Metazoa; Porifera; Homoscleromorpha; Homosclerophorida; Plakinidae
Product: soma ferritin-like
Exons: 5
Coding region: 1-669 (222 amino acids)
Biological process (GO): iron ion transport; intracellular iron ion homeostasis
Cellular component (GO): cytoplasm
Molecular function (GO): ferric iron binding; ferrous iron binding
Source: RefSeq, a predicted model, not a curated record